Molecule: messenger RNA, 175 nt
Organism: Pelobates cultripes (western spadefoot toad)
Lineage: Eukaryota; Metazoa; Chordata; Amphibia; Anura; Pelobatidae
Source: the annotation of a GenBank genome assembly
AUGGCGUCUGAUUACUCACCCUAUACUCAAAGCCUGCUUCCAAGCCACAGGCCCCAUCAAGGUACUGCCACAGAUUCCCUGCAACGCCUCGAAGAAAUCUUCCUACGAUUCUGGGAGAAACGUUAUCAGCGUAAACAGGCAGCCCGGAACGAGCAGCAAAACAAGCCAAACACCG